Messenger RNA from Phalaenopsis equestris, 1071 nucleotides. RefSeq lists its product as uncharacterized. The record is from RefSeq and is a predicted model, not a curated record. The coding region runs from base 279 to 968 and encodes 229 amino acids. NCBI's taxonomy places the organism in Eukaryota, Viridiplantae, Streptophyta, Magnoliopsida, Asparagales, Orchidaceae. The transcript has a single exon.
GGCAUCAACUAAUAUCUCUAAGAAUCGAACAGUUGUAUAUCUGUAAAAUCCAACUCCAAUUAAAAUCCGAGUUCCCAAAAGCUUCCAAUACACCGCCUAUUCAUUAUCUGAAAAUCAAAAACGCAGCCGCGUCGCGUUCCCAAACGCACCAAACGGCUCAGUUCUACUUAUAACACACAAUUCUGCUCUACUUUUUUGACUUUGCGGCCUCCUCCCACCUUCUUCCCCAAUUAAAACCCUAAAAAAAAAUCAGCAAUCCACCUCACCCUCCCUCUCCCAUGGCCGCUAAACCUCAAAUCGAUCCAUACGAUCAUCGAAGACCGCUCGCCAUCCCUUCCCCACCCUUCCCCUCCUCCCCCUUCCCCUCCUCCCCCACCAAACGGUUCCUCCAAACCCACCGCUUGGCCCUCUGGUUAAUCAGCCUCUCCGGCUCCGCCGCCGUGCUCCUCGGCUUCAUCAUCCUGAUCCUAUCCUUCACAGUCUUCAAGGUAAACGAUCCUCAGCUCACCAUGAACUCCCUCCACAUCAAUCGCCUCCUCUUCCCCGGCAUCGGAUCCUCCCUCGCCAACCCUUUCUCCCUCAACGCCACUCUCACCGCCGAUAUCUCCAUCAAGAAUCCCAACGCCGCCGCCUUCAUGUUCCGCAACAGCACCACCGAUUUCUACUACGCCGGCGAGGUUGUCGGCGUAGCCUACGCGCCCGCCGGAAAAGUGAGGCCUCGGCGGACGCUGCGGAUGAACGUGACGGUGGAUGUGCUGGCGGAUAGGGUGGUGAUGGAUACGAAUGCGACGGGUGUGGUGUUGGGUGAAGGAGCGGUGAACAUUACGAGUUUUACGGAUGUGUCCGGGAGGGUUGAUUUGCUAGGGAUUUAUAAAAGGGAUUUGGAUAUUCUGCUGAAUUGUAGUUUUACGUUGGGGGUUUUUGAGAAUAGGCUUAUCAAUAGAGUUUGUCAGGGUAAUGUUGUGUAGAUGGUAAUGUUGUGUAGAUGGUGAGAUCGGAAGUUUGUUCCUUUAUGUAAUUGAUUGUGGUUGUACUAAAUUGUACUAAAGGUUUAGUGUGAAUGAAAAUGUU